CAGAACGAGAGUCCCAUUGGCUUCACCGGUAGAGAAAGGGUGGGAUGGUGCAGUCGCUCUUCUCGUUCAUUGGUUCCGUGAUUCCAUGGGGUGGGAUUUGGCUGGGCCUAAACUCUCCGCGGUCCCGAACCGGUUUCAGAGCUAAGCUGCCAUGCCUUCCGGGGGCCGCGGGCGGCCCCGGCUACGGCUCGGGGAACGUGGCCUCUUGGAGCCACCCUCACCGCCCAAGCGCCGCCUGCUACCGCGGGUGCAUUUCUUGCCCCUGCUUCUGCUGUCCCUGGCCGUGGCCUCGGCGUUCUACACCAUCUGGAGCGGCUGGCACCGCCAGACUGAGGAGCUGCCACGGGGACGGGAGCUGCGGGGCCGGUUGAUCGGUAGCCUCUCCGAAGCCCGGCUGCGGAGGGUGGUGGGGCAACUAGACCCAGGCCGGCUCUGGAACACUUACCUGCGCCCCCUGCUGGUUGUGCGGACCCCGGGCAGCCCGGGCAACCUCCAAGUCAGAAAGUUCCUGGAGACUACCCUGCGGACCCUGACGGCGGGCUGGCAUGUGGAACUGGACCCCUUCACGGCCUCAACACCCCUGGGGCCGCUGGACUUUGGCAACGUGGUGGCCACACUGGACCCAGGGGCUGCCCUUCACCUCACCCUUGCCUGCCAUUAUGACUCCAAGCUCUUCCCAUCUGGGUCAGCUCCCUUUGUGGGGGCCACAGACUCGGCCGUGCCUUGCGCUCUGCUGCUGGAGCUGGCCCAGGCCCUGGACCAGGAGCUGAGCAGAGCCAAGGAGCAGGAAGCCCCGGUGACUCUGCAGCUGCUCUUCUUGGACGGCGAAGAGGCACUGAAGGAGUGGGGGCCCAAGGACUCCCUUUAUGGCUCCCGGCACCUGGCCCAGCUCAUGGAGUCUGCACCCCACAGCCCGGGCCCCACCAGGAUCCAAGCUAUCGAGCUCUUCGUGCUUCUGGAUCUCCUGGGCGCCCCAAACCCAAACUUCUACAGUCACUUCCCUCACACGGCCCGCUGGUUCCAUCGGCUGAGGAGCAUCGAGAAGCGUCUGCACCGCUUGAACCUGCUGCAGGCUCAUCCCCAGGAGGUGAUGUACUUCCAGCCCGGGGAGCCCCCUGGCUCUGUGGAAGAUGACCACAUCCCCUUCCUCCGCAGAGGCGUCCCGGUGCUCCACCUCAUCUCCAUGCCCUUCCCCUCCGUCUGGCACACGCCUGGCGACUCGGAGGCCAACCUGCACCCCCCCACGGUGCACAACCUCAGCCGCAUCCUCGCUGUGUUCCUGGCCGAGUAUCUGGGGCUCUAGCCUCCCUGGCUGACUCUGAGCGCGGAGCCGCCAGCUGGGACGUCCCGGGGGUGUCUGGAGCCAACGGAGCUUGGGCCAGGCUGUCCGAUCCUUUCUUCGGCUCUAUUUGUGCUAUGACUGGAAGACCCUCUCUCCUUUGAGGGUCUCAAGCUACCGCUCUUCAAAGACUUGGAAGAGGCGAGGCCACUGUGGGGGGUGGAGCCAAACGCCUAAGAGCUCGGACCCUGUCCUGAAGGAAGCACUUGGUUUGAAGGCUCCCAGGGGCCAAUUGCUGUUCAGUCGGAGUCAGCAGACCUUGGCGGGGCCUCAGGACCAGCACCACCGCCCCAUCAAGUGAAUUCUCCGUGGCUUAUGUUUUCAGGAUGUCCGUGGAUCGCCACGUGGGGCCCACAGGGAAUGGGCUUGUGAACAGGAAUGAGGAGAUGGAAGCUGAUAUUUGGGAGCUCGAGUCAGCCAGACCCGAGGGCAAUAAACCAGUGUUUCUGUGAAACAUACUCUGCAGA
This is a messenger RNA of Hyaena hyaena (striped hyena), 1806 nucleotides long. RefSeq names its product glutaminyl-peptide cyclotransferase like (gene QPCTL). The record is from RefSeq and is a predicted model, not a curated record. The coding region runs from base 152 to 1303 and encodes 383 amino acids. The transcript is spliced from 7 exons. NCBI's taxonomy places the organism in Eukaryota, Metazoa, Chordata, Mammalia, Carnivora, Hyaenidae. Gene Ontology annotation, molecular function: zinc ion binding; glutaminyl-peptide cyclotransferase activity.